ACAGUGCCAUCCCUCUUGUCUGCAGCCCUGCAACCCUCUAGUACGUGGAACGAGCUCUCGGGCUGCGCCAUCCGCAGACACGUCUAGAAGCCGGCGCUGGGGAAAUGGACCCAGUGACCUUCUUGGACGUGGCCGUGAACUUCACCAAGGAGGAGUGGGCCCUGCUGGACCCUGCACAGAGGAAUCUCUACAGAGAUGUCAUGCUGGAGAACUGCAGGAACCUGGCCUCCAUAGAUAAAACCAAAGACUCAUUCCGUCAGCAGGACGUUAUUACAAAAAAGACAUUUCAUGGAGUGAACAGAGUGUCUCUCACAAGCAACAAUUCCCGGCCCCCCAUGUUAGGAGAAGACUGGAAAUGCCACAAAACAGAGGAGCUGCACCUGCAGAGGGGGCAAAAAUCGAAGCAAGUUGCAGUUGCCCGAGAGAAAGAUGAGUCUCCAGUUGGAGUCUGUGAAUAUCGUGAAAUGAGGGACAAUUCUAAACCUAGCCCAAAGCUUCUGCCUUCACAGGGAGAUGCCACAAGAAAAUAUAUCCCAAAAUGUGGUUCAAAUAUUUUGCAACAAAGUUCUGUUUUAACCAGUAAUCAAAAAAUCUAUAAAAACAAUGACUGUGAUAGAGUCUUGAGGCAGAGCAUUCAGUUGAUUCCACAUGUGAGAAUGCACACAGAGACGAAAUCAAACACAUGGAUUGACAACCAAAACAGUGUGCUUCAUAUGCAUAAUAAAACUUAUAUGGGGGUGAACGUUCACGAAUGGGAUGCAUUUGGAAGAGUCUUCAUUGCAGACUCUUCCCUUAAGGCACACAGAACUCAUGUUAAAGAGAAAACUUACGUGUCUAAUCAGUGUGAAAACAUCUUCCAAAAUAACUCGAUCCAUGCUGUGCAGAGGCAGCCUUAUGUGGCAGAGGCAAAUAAUGAGAAUAGUCAAAGUGGAAAAACCUUUGCCCGCAUUCCAUAUUCUGAUCAGCAUAGGAGAACAAAGACUGGAGAGAAAAGGUAUAGAUGUCAUGACUGUAGGAAAUCCUUUGUUUAUCAGUCAUUCCUUAGGAAACACAUGAAAAUUCACACUGGAGAGAAACCGUAUGAAUGUAAUAAAUGUGGGAAAGCCUUUAGAUAUUCCUUACACCUUAAUAAACAUGUAAGAAAGCACAUUAUGAAGCCGUCCUAUGAAUGUAAGGAAUGUGGGAAAGCCUUCAGUAAGUCUUCAUAUCUUACUGAACAUAUAAGGAUUCACACUGGAGAGAAACCCUAUAAAUGUGAGGAAUGUGGAAAAGCCUUCGUGAAUUCUUCGAGAUUUAAAAUCCAUCUGAAGACUCACAGUUGAGAGAAGUCCAGGGAAUGAAAGGAAUGUGGGAGAAGCUUCACUGAUUUUCUCAAA
Messenger RNA from Ceratotherium simum simum (southern white rhinoceros), 1376 nucleotides. RefSeq names its product zinc finger protein 114 (gene ZNF114). The record is from RefSeq and is a predicted model, not a curated record. Gene Ontology annotation, cellular component: nucleus. Lineage: Eukaryota; Metazoa; Chordata; Mammalia; Perissodactyla; Rhinocerotidae. Gene Ontology annotation, biological process: regulation of transcription by RNA polymerase II. Gene Ontology annotation, molecular function: DNA-binding transcription factor activity, RNA polymerase II-specific; RNA polymerase II transcription regulatory region sequence-specific DNA binding.